This is a messenger RNA of Rangifer tarandus platyrhynchus (Svalbard reindeer), 990 nucleotides long. The record is from the annotation of a GenBank genome assembly. Lineage: Eukaryota; Metazoa; Chordata; Mammalia; Artiodactyla; Cervidae.
AUGGAGAGAAGCCGCAAGCCAGGAAGAGACGCCGGGGGAGGAACCAACCCGGAUGGCACUCUGACCGUGGGCUCCAGAUCCGUGAGACAUCCGUGCCGGCCGUGUGGGCCCCUGGCCCGCAGCCUUCACUGUCAUGGCCGCCCGGGUCCACCGGACAGCGGCCUUUUGGCGGGUCCCCUGGCUGCGGACCCAAGCCUGGGACUGAGUCCUCCCCAUGCCGCUCCUGGUUCAUGGCCCUCUCGCAGAGCCCCCGGGUGGUUGAGUGACCAUCCCGAGCACGGGGAGUGCUCACCCCCACCCCCCAGUCCGGGCCAGGCCAGUGAACUUCAUGGCCAAGCCCCGCUGCUCACCCCGGCCGGGGGCUCUGGCCACCAGCCCCUCCUGCCCACAAACAGCCCCGAGAACGCAGAGGUCCCCUUCCCCACCUGGGCCCCCAGCUCGCUGGCCUUCUGGGCCUCUGUCCCCCCUCUGCAGAGGUGCCCUCCUCUGCUUGGCACCCCUGCCCCGGAAACCCUCCUAGCUCACUCUAAUCCCCGAGAGCAGGGAGAACGGAGGCUCUCUCCACCCCCGAGACCUCCUAGCUGUGGCCCGUCCACCUCCUUCUCCAGCAUGCUGGAGGCAGGGCUUCCUUCCCUUGCUGCCUCGCCCACUCCUCACCAGGCCCAGGCAAGCCUGCUUCUAACCCGCGCCCCUCGAGGCCAGGCCAACAGCCACUCCUGGCCCGAUGUCUCUGACCCACUCCCGGCCCCUCUUGCUGCCACAGGCAGGCCUGCUGACCCAGUGUUAAACGAGCCUCCCAGGGCGGCUUAUGCUUUCUCAACAGGCUGGUCCUUCCUCCGGGUCUUUCCAGAACUCCUCGGAACUGCCUUCAGGCCUUCCUGCAAACGCGGCAUGUUUACACGGAGCCCUGCUUUGGGCUGCAAACGGGAUGAGGGAUGCACUCUUAGGCCCGCCCUCUUUACCCCUUUGCUUAACGUCUCCCUAGAGUGA